CUAAAACAGAGCUUAGAAAAACCCUAAGAGAAAGAAUCACUCUUUCCAAAAAUGGCGUAGGAAGAGAUGAUUGGUAAUAGAUAACGAUCAAGCUCCUGCCUUUCCAUCAUUUUUUAGCUAUUGGCGAUGUCUGCGGAAGUAGUUGAACAUGUAAAAUUAGCAGAAGAACGAGAUGAAGUGAGUGAAAAAGAGAAAGAACCGGUUCGAGAAAAUGAGCAGAGUAAGGUCAUUGAUGAUCAGAAUGGAUGUCCUGUUGAGGAGAUUGCAGUGAUUGACCUGACUGACCAAAAGCUACAACUUGGGAAGCAAUGUCAAGAAAAUGGUUCUCCAAUCACAACAUCUUUCUGCUCAUCCGGAGAAGGGAAAUGGGAAGAGACUGAAGAACAACAAGUUGAAGUGACUGAACGACAACUACAUUGAUUGUUGAAAAGCAGAAUGUUGUAGUACAGAAAUAUGGAGUGACCGAACAACAGAGAGAAGAUGGGCAUCAAAGUCAAGAACCAAUUCAAGAGGUACAGAAGUAUAAGGUCAGUGAAAAACGAGUUCAAGUGACUGAACAACAAAUGGAAUAUGGGCAGCCAAGAAUUUAUUCAUGAAGAACAGCAUGGUAAGAUGGCUGAAGAUGAAAGUGGAUUUCCAAUUCAGCAGCAAGGUGAAGUGAAUGGACAUCAGAUUCAGAUGCAAUGUCAAGAAUUUAUUGUUGAAAAUGGGAAUGUUGCAGUAGAGGAGUAUAAAGUGACUGAACAGCAGACAGAAUGUGGACAGAAAAAUCAAGAACCAAUUCAAGAACAGAACAGUAAGGUGAUUGACUAUCAAAAUGGAUCGUCAAAGCCAGAAAAUGAACAAAAAGAUGAAGUGAAUGGACAGAAAAAUCAAAGUCAAAUACAAGUAACUACUGAGAGUGUUGAUAUCCACAAUGUUGCAGAACAGACUCAUGAGGUGACUGAAGAACAAGAAACUGAAGUGACUGAACAACAGAGAGACCAUGGGCAGCAAAGUCAAGAUGAACAGAAUAGUAAGGUGAUCGACCGUCAAGAUGGAUAUUCAAAGCAACCAAAUGAACAGCUUGUAAUGAGCGUUGAAAAGAAGAUUGAUGCUAAACUGAAAUAUAAAGCGCCUGAAGAUCAAAGUGAAGAACCGUGUCAAAGUAAAGAACAGCGAUGUGAAGUGACCGAAGAACAUAUUGAAGGCAUUAAAAGACAAAUUCAGUUCCAAGAGGAAGUAGUUGAAGAGAUUGACAAGCUGACUAGACCAGAAGCACAGCAAGUUGAGAAUGUCUCAGAAUUGCAAGAGCAAAUUGAGUUAAGGAAGAUCCUUAAUGCUGGCAGUAUGCAGGAGUCAUUUUCCAAGAAGCAAGAGAAAGCUGCAGCCAUAGCCGUUAAUUCAACUCCUCUUACUAGUCAGAAACUGCCCUACCAUAGUUCAUCAACUUUCUCUAGGGAGAAUUGUUUAGAAUUGUUGAGGAUCACGCAUAAACUUCAGGAAAAGACACAUAGGGUGCAAGAAAGUUUGUUGGAUCUCUUGACCAUGAGAGAGUUUAGCCAUACAACUCCUAACCCUUUUAUGGACUUAGAGGAAAGAACAAUGCCAAUUGCUGGUUCUUGUGGAGAGAAGGAAUAUAUGGAUUGUCGUCUUCCGGCACAAAUGAAGCACCACCAGCUGAGGCAACUACGUCCAUGGGGUAAAAAGGCAUCUGAAUCUGAUUGCAGAGUAUCGAAUGAACCCAACUGUCAGGAACUUAAGCAGGAGCAGCAGCAAAGAGAUCCAGUACAGGAAAAAAGUCAGGGUGGUCGUAAAGCAUUUGAGUUGUCAUGUCAAACACAGCAACAGUCACGGGAACCAGCACAGCAGAGGGAGUUGCCUCCCGAGGGCCAGAGGCAGUCCAAAACUAAAUCGUUAGUCACUAUCUGUGGUGGAAUUAUCACCAAGAAGGAAUCAGGAUCCCCAGCAAUUAAACAUUGGAGUAACUGAAAAGCCUAAAAAACUGAAGAGAUCAGCAAAGAAAACAGGCCAAACACAGCUGCAGCAGAGGCAACUUAGAUCUCAAGGAAAAAUACUGUCUGAAUGUAAACAAGUUACAACUAGAUCUAUGGCAGGUUCAUCAUUGAUUUCAAGUACUGCAAGGUCUCAAGUAGAAAAGCUGGGAAUAGAAAAUUCAUCUCAAUCGAAGAAGCAACAAGCAAAUCACUGUAAUUGGCGAAAGCGGGGAACAUCAGAACCUACAACAAUGCCAAAUGCCAUUGGUCCAAUCCUCCCUUGCAAAAAAACUAGCAUUAGGCCGUCAGAUUGUAGAACUUCUCAGUACUCCUGAAGCAUGUGAAGAUGUAGGACCAACAAUCAUGGAUAAGUUAUCUCAACCGGUGGUGCAAAAUACAGAUCAUCAUGGUCAACAAAAGAUGUUGAAAUCCAAGCCAACAACAAUGGCAGAAAGUCCACAGCUCAAGUCAGCAUCAGUGGAAGAUCUUCCUCAAACAGCAAAAGAGUUGCAACAGAAGAAGCUGUGCCAUAUGAACUUGCGUUCAUGCAGCCAAGCUGCAUCACAACCUGAGCUUGUUGUAUCGAUGGCAAAAUCAUUGCCCUCAGAACACCAGUGUGAGCAGCCACAAGAAAUGAAGCAUCAAGGCCUACGGAGGCCUAAGUUGAAUUCACAAAAUCAGCAUAAUGGUGAACUUCAGCCCCCAAAGCAUCUUGAGCAGCCACAGAAACCAAGAGGCAGGGCUCCUAAACGAAAACUGGAUGUGGCUGCAAAUGAAGAUGUAUCAUUGCCUCCUAAGUAUCAGAAGCUGCAGGAUGAACCAGAAAAUCAAAGACAAGAGAGGCCUCCUAAGUUGAAAAGAAAUAUGGUUUUGGGUCUUUUUGCCGCAUCAAAAUAUGAACCUGCUCUGUCGAUGACAGACUCACUGUUCCUAAAGGUGAAUCCAGAUAUUGAGCAUCAUGAGCUGCAGCCCCAGAAGCAUCCUGAGCAACCACAAAAUCGAAGGGGCAGGCCUCGAAAGUUGAAUCCAGAUAAUGAGCUUGUGAAGGACUGCCACACCCAAAGCAACCUGAGCAGCCACAAAAUCCAAAAAGACAACGAGGGAGGCCCUGUAAGUUGAUCUCAGCGAACGAGCUGAAGCAAGAAAUGAGUAAGAAGGAAAGGCGUCAAAGCAAGCGACUACGGUAACUGAAGCUAUUUGUUUUAGAUCACUAUCUCUAUAGUUUGUUGGUUUCCUGGGUUUGGCUUGAUUGGAUUUGCUUCCUAUGGGAGUAGUAAGAUCCUAGUGAUGAUGGAAGUGUCAAAUGUUUAUGAUCUUUUUGCAAAGCAUCAUUAACUAAAUAUUCCAGACU
Molecule: messenger RNA, 3327 nt
Organism: Rosa chinensis
Lineage: Eukaryota; Viridiplantae; Streptophyta; Magnoliopsida; Rosales; Rosaceae
Product: putative mediator of RNA polymerase II transcription subunit 26
Exons: 5
Coding region: 571-1971 (466 amino acids)
Source: RefSeq, a predicted model, not a curated record